This is a messenger RNA of Myotis davidii, 1299 nucleotides long. It is a transcript of the gene KCNG3, whose product is annotated as potassium voltage-gated channel modifier subfamily G member 3. The transcript has 2 exons. Bases 1 to 1062 code for a protein of 353 amino acids. Lineage: Eukaryota; Metazoa; Chordata; Mammalia; Chiroptera; Vespertilionidae. Gene Ontology annotation, biological process: potassium ion transmembrane transport. The record is from RefSeq and is a predicted model, not a curated record. Gene Ontology annotation, cellular component: voltage-gated potassium channel complex; membrane. Gene Ontology annotation, molecular function: delayed rectifier potassium channel activity.
AUGGGCCAGAGCAAGCACAGGGCAGUUCGCCCCGCGGAGUCUUCAGGGGUUCGUAGAGCUCCAAAGGCCGGUGCUGCAGCCAGCUUUGGGGUGCGCGGGGGGCAAUCAAGACUUUAUGAAAAGGAGGAUGCAGACGAAGGCAACGAGCAACUCUGUUCUUGCCGGUGGCAAGGCGAUUCUCCCCAGACUUUCACCCCACUCUACGGGAAGAGUCACGAUGGGGGUCAGGGCGUGCUACUUGUAGGCGCCCUCUUAGGACCGGUGCCCCAGAAAGCGGGGGCCGGGGCCGUUCUCCUCCGCGGGAGAGUGGCACCGAGGUUGGGCGUUGGGGUGUGUGGCCGCCCUCGGAGCACGCGGUACGUGAUCUCCGCGCCGGGAGAGGAAGAGCAAAGUCGGCAAGGAAAGCAAUUGCUGGGGAUAAUUGAAGCUAUCUGCAUAGGUUGGUUCACGGCAGAGUGCAUCGUGAGGUUCAUCAUCUCCAGAAACAAGUGUGAGUUUGUCAAGAGACCCCUGAACAUCAUUGACUUACUGGCAAUCACGCCGUAUUACAUCUCCGUGUUGAUGACAGUAUUUACAGGCGAGAACUCUCAGCUCCAGAGGGCCGGGGUCACCUUGAGGGUGCUUAGAAUGAUGCGGAUUUUUUGGGUGAUUAAGCUUGCCCGUCACUUCAUUGGUCUUCAGACACUUGGUUUGACUCUCAAACGAUGCUACCGAGAGAUGGUUAUGCUACUUGUCUUCAUUUGUGUUGCCAUGGCAAUCUUCAGUGCACUUUCUCAGCUUCUUGAACAUGGGUUGGACCUGGAAGCAUCCAACAAGGACUUCGCCAGCAUCCCUGCUGCCUGCUGGUGGGUGAUUAUCUCUAUGACUACAGUUGGCUAUGGAGAUAUGUAUCCUAUCACAAUGCCUGGAAGAAUUCUUGGAGGAGUUUGUGUUGUCAGUGGAAUUGUUCUGUUGGCAUUGCCUAUCACUUUCAUCUACCAUAGCUUUGUGCAGUGUUAUCAUGAGCUCAAAUUUAGAUCAGCUAGAUAUAGUAGGAGCCUCUCCACGGAGUUCCUAAAUUAAUGCAUUGCAAAUCAAGUCUUGCAUACACCUUGUUUGUUAGAAAGACUUACUGCUACUUCAUAUUCAUGUGUUUCUUGCUCGGUGAGCACUGCAGUGUGGUACUGUCAUCAUCUUGGUAGGGUAAGAAUUAUCCUUCCCAGCUGAAGGGAUAAAGCAAUUUACUUAUUAUGGAGUAAAUAAGAUUGAGACUGCAAAGGAAAAGUAAUGAUUUCUAGAGUUAAUUUUAAUACCUUAUUU